AUGCGGUGGGUUAAAGAAGGGGACAUGAAUUCCAAGUAUUUUCAUGAAUCAAUUAAAAGUAGAAGAAAGAACAACUUGGCGGCUCUAAAAGAUGGCGAUCAAUGGAUUCAAGGGGUGGAGGAGGUAAAGGGGCACGUGAAGAAUUUUUUUGAGAAUAAUUUCAGCAAGAGGUGGGAGCAUCGGCCAAAUCUCAAUGGGAUUCAGUUUCAAACCCUUUCUGAAGAGGACAAUCUUUUCUUGAUGGCA
This is a messenger RNA of Trifolium medium, 246 nucleotides long. NCBI's taxonomy places the organism in Eukaryota, Viridiplantae, Streptophyta, Magnoliopsida, Fabales, Fabaceae. The record is from the annotation of a GenBank genome assembly.